AUCCCCAGAGCCGGUUCCCAAAGCCAACUUCGAACGCACCAUGGGCGAUAACUUUAAACUCCGAGUGCAAAAAAUCUUCGGAACUCUCCAAUCUUCGCAAUCUUCAUCUCAGCCGCAGCAGCAGCAGCAGCAGCGACCGCCUCUCUGGUCUCUCUCAGAUGAUGAGGUCGAGAGGAGGGAAUGGAGGAGAGAAUCCAACGCCGAUCGGGAGGAUACGUUGUGUUCGUCGUCGUUUGAUGAGUUCUUGAAGGAGGAAAGGAAGUAUAGGAGUGGAAGACGUAAAGAACUGGAGGAUGAUCUCGAUAACGAUAACGACGACAAUGAAGAUUAUAGAGGUUCGAGUCGGUCGCUUAGUAGAAAAAAUGACGAUUAUGGAGAUGAGUUGGAGAUCAGAUCUUAUAUCGGAAUGGAUUUCACUCUCGAAAACGAGGAAGAGGAAGACCAAUAUGACAGUGGCUUCAGGCAGAGAAAAUGCUGGUGAACGCCUUUAUAUGAAUGACAUUACUGAUCAUGGGUCUUUUUUGAAUUCUCAUUAUAUCCUUCAAAGAGCAUUGAAC
This is a messenger RNA of Hibiscus syriacus, 557 nucleotides long. RefSeq lists its product as uncharacterized. The transcript has 2 exons. Lineage: Eukaryota; Viridiplantae; Streptophyta; Magnoliopsida; Malvales; Malvaceae. The coding region runs from base 41 to 481 and encodes 146 amino acids. The record is from RefSeq and is a predicted model, not a curated record.